Messenger RNA from Schistocerca serialis cubense, 2303 nucleotides. RefSeq names its product serine-arginine protein 55-like. NCBI's taxonomy places the organism in Eukaryota, Metazoa, Arthropoda, Insecta, Orthoptera, Acrididae. Gene Ontology annotation, cellular component: ribonucleoprotein complex; cytoplasm; nucleus. Gene Ontology annotation, biological process: mRNA splice site recognition; alternative mRNA splicing, via spliceosome. The record is from RefSeq and is a predicted model, not a curated record. Bases 183 to 1247 code for a protein of 354 amino acids. The transcript has 11 exons. Gene Ontology annotation, molecular function: mRNA binding.
GUUAGUGUUGGUAUCCCCGACGUUUGGAUGAAGCUUUUUCGACGAGCCAUUCGUGUGUAGUGAUUGGAGUUGUUAUAGAAUACAAUAGACUUAAAGCUUAUUAGUUUGUAAAGGUAACUGAUUUGUUCCCUUGGUCUGCAAGUUCCAACAUAUUGAUUGAAGAUUGCAGGCUAACUCUGAACAUGGUAGGCACAAGGGUAUAUGUCGGAGGACUUCCAUAUGGUGUCAGGCAGAAGGACCUCGAACGAUUUUUCAAAGGUUAUGGUCGAAUUCGUGAAAUUCUCCUCAAGAAUGGCUAUGGAUUUUGUGAAUUUGAUGAUUACCGUGAUGCUGAUGAUGCUGUGUACGAAUUGAAUGGAAAGGAAUUACUUGGAGAAAGAGUCUCUGUAGAGAAAGCGCGUGGUACACCGCGCGGGAGUGACAUGUGGCGAGAUUGGAGUAGAAGUCGAGGCCCUCCCCCGCGAAGGCGGAGCCGCGAUCGGGCCAAGGAUAUGGAUGUCUAUUAUCAUGACAGGUAUGGACCACCAACAAGAACUGAGUAUCGCUUGAUUGUGGAAAAUCUUUCUAGCAGAAUAAGCUGGCAGGAUCUGAAGGAUUUUAUGAGACAGGCUGGAGAAGUUACAUACGCUGAUGCUCACAAACAGCGUCGAAAUGAAGGGGUGGUAGAGUUUGCGUCAUACUCUGACAUGAGGAAUGCACUUCAAAAGUUAGAUGACACAGAACUUAAUGGCCGUCGUAUCCGUCUAAUUGAAGAUACACAUUCGAGUAGAGGCAGACGGUCCCGUUCGUCUAGUUCGCGGUCUAGGUCUCCUUCGCGUUCCAGAUCACGUCGUCGCAGCAGGACUCGUUCAAGAUCCAGGAGCCGUGGUAGUCGUUCAAGGAGUCAUUCUAAAUCGAAGUCUGUUGGUCGUUACAAAUCGCCAUCUCGUUCAAAGUCAAGAUCACGCUCAAAAUCAAAGUCCCGGUCAAAGUCAAGAUCACGCUCAAAAUCGGAGGAGCGGUUUGAUGUAAAGGCAAAAUCGCGGUCACCUUCAAGCUCGGGAUCUCGUUCAGAGACUAGACAGAGAUCCAAAUCAAGAUCUUUAUCGAGACCAGAGAUGGAGGAGAUGGAUGGUGAGUCUGGUGAGAAGUCUCCUUCGAGAUCACCCAGCAGGGAUGGGAGCAAAUCGCCUAAGUCCACCCGUGGGUCUGAAUCCCCCAAGAGAAGUGGUUCAGAGUCACCUGAUGAAAAAGCUGAUGAUGAGUAAGAGUUCAUUGUUGGUGUUCUCUUGUGGAGGAUGACAGUGCAGAUAGAGACUGUAAAUUUAUAUUCAGUAUUGGAUAUUGAAAAUCUGAAUAUUCCAGAAAAAAUUCCGCCUGUGAAAAUAAAGUUCCAGUGAGUGAUGUGCAAGUGCACACAGGGGAAGGUAAUUAAAACAAAAAUGACAUUAGGUAACCCUGGAGUGAGUACUGUACACAAAAGGGUACAAAAUGUUGUGGUGUUUCUUGUGUAGUAUGUGAGCUCUGAACUGUUUCAAAGUUUGGCGUUCAGAAUUUCCCACUGCAAGUAAAUAUCCAUCAUGCAAGAGUGAAAAGUGUUUUUACACAUCUAAUUAAGUGGUUUGUAAAAAUGACUUUUAAAAACCAGGAUAGCCAGAAACAAUUCCUCUCGUGUAAGGCCGAUCUUAAUGCUAAAAGAGAAAGAGAGAGAAUUUUACAAUAGAUAGUAUACUGCUUGGUCCUUUGCCCUGUUAUGUGUGAGCCCAAAAUAACUAAUUCUAGAAGCAUUCAACAUUAAAACGUUUACCUACUUCCUAAGUACAGAAAAAAUUGGCAGCAAGAAUAGCACUAUAAGGGUGUUUCAAAAUGAACAUACUGAUUUUAAGGCGUUGUAGCAUUUAUUACGUUCAACUUACAAUUGUGAAUAAUACACAAAAUGAAAGAGCAACUCCCAAACAGUUUUAUUUGUACACCUGUGCGCAAUGGGAAGAGUAUGGAAUGACAGAGUGACUGAACAUCGUGUUGAACGAGUGCGAGACUUUCACACUUACAAGGGGAGGCCGCGAAUUGUGAAAUUCAGAUUCGAUUCAUACUGCGCAUAAUAAAAGCUCAUGGCCAGAGGUGUAAUGUGGCAAAGCACCAAGCUGCACUUCUCAACCGUUGUCGAGAAAAUCGACAGUUAAAAGAAACCGUUGCGCUGAAAUACUCUCUAUGAUUGAUAAUUUUCUACAGCGUUGUGGUGCAGCGGUGUGGAAAAACUGGCGACUUCGAACAUCAUUGUUUUCCGCAAACAAAGUUUAUUUCACAAAUGUUAUUAAUUGUCU